AUGAACGCCAUCGAGCGCGAGAGCAGGUGUGAACGCGAACUUCUUGAAGCUAUCGAACUUCUUAAUAUUAAGGGUGAAGAUAAUAAUAAUGAAAUAGAGGCCUCCUUACCUACCGUCCAACCUUUCCUAGACAAAGACAGCGUCCUCGAACACAUAUUGAAUCUAACCAACCAUGCAACAGAGCCCACAGGUACAAUGCGCGCCCUAGUGGUCUUCGGGGUAAUGUCGGUGGCAGGAUUUGGCUCUCCUGUCCUUCUGAUGGGCACUCACAGGCACGUGGCACUCCCAAGUACCUCCGUGGCUUUUCAGCGAAUUGGGGCAACGUCAGAAGGAAAAUGUACAGAUCACUGUGCCCGCGAACCAGUUUGUACGGCCUACACAGUGCAGAAGGAAGGAGAUGAGUUCAACUGUUACUUCGCAACAACGGAAAUAGAUGAUGCCCUUCUUCUGCCUGACACGUCUGCCUUCACUCACUACAAAAUGGGAAAACCAGCUUUGGCUGCAACAGCAACAACAACUUCAAAUACAACCGGAAACCCAACGUCGACUGUAACAGCAACAACAACUUCAAAUACAACCGGAAACCAAACGUCGACUGUAACAACAACAGCAACAACAACAACAACUUCAACAACAACAACAACUUCAACAACAACAACAACUUCAACAACACCAACCACCUCAGCUAUAGUCUCAAGAUUGUUUGUCACCAACCAUACCACAAGAGGUGAUUAUGAAUUGCAAAAUCAAACGUGUCAUAGUGAAAACGGAGAGCCAGCCAUACUGAGGACACAGGCAAUGGUAGAUCAGCUGCUGCAACUGUAUGGUAAUCGAAUAGAUAUGUGGGGCAUUUGGGUAACACUUAGGAGAUCUACCAACGGACCCGUCUGGCCCGACAGUACACUGCUAUCGGAUACAGAUGUCACCCACAAGCUGGGUUCUCGAUCGGUUUCCAGUGGAGACUGUUUUCGCAUCGCCAAUAAUGACUUCUACUCAAAAUCGUGUGACGGAGAACGACCAGUUGUUUGCAUAAGGCUGUCUUGAAUCGCUUUGUCAGCCCCGUCACCUACAUAUGAAAACUGGUAUUUGCGUUCAUUCCCAAGUAUUUUGCUGUUGGUCAGGAGGAAGGUGACGGACCUAGGAUGAACGAGAGUGACAGUAAGAAAGAUAGGAUUUGGAAAAUAUAAAAGAAAUAUGGAGAAAAAGAUUCGGAAAGACAGCUGAUUCGGAAACAUCCAUGGAAACGGAGAAAGUUUCCAGGAAGGGAUUUAUAAAGGGGUCAAGGGGGAAAAUCGGGAUAGGAAAGGGACUUCAGUUUGAAUUAAAAAAUGAGGCAGAAAGUGUUUCGUAAAGAGCAAAUGAAAGAAAGGAUAACUAUUUAAGAUUUUGUAGUUGAUUGCGUCCAUACAUGAAUGAUCACUGGUUUAAUUUAAACCAUUGUGUUAAGGACUGCCUGCGUAAUUGGCUUUAGUAAAUGGAACUAAGGCACUCAAUGCCAUUUUCAUUUCUCCUGUUGGGUGGAAAAUUAGACCAUUAUCUUCUUAUUGUGUAACUGAGACAUUUGAUGAUGGCCGAGGCCAUAAAAGUAUUGUUUUAAUCAUAUCCAGAGUUAUGUUAGGAAUUGGUGGAAGAAAUAUAACAAUUGUUGAAUUAUAUUCUUUUCAAUAUUGAUAACUGUAAUAAUAAUAGUAAAUACAACGACAAAGAACAACAAAAUCAGAGGUCCAAACAGUUUUGCAUUUGCUUAUCUUUCACUUAAAUUUGAAUCUGUAUUUAGUGUAACCCUUUAGUGAAUAUUUAUUAGUAUACAUAUUCCCAAAGGUGUGAUGCGGGUGAUAUUUAUUUAAAAUAGAAUGCAUGAAUAUUUGUAGAUGUCUAGGAUCCCUGUAUCUGACAGUAUCUUCUGGUAGAUUAGUAUCUAUGGAUAUGCGUUGAGAUCAAAGUAGUAUCAACAAUUUAUGAGUGUUUUCGCACCAAGUAAGAUAUUUACACCGUUUGUACACACUUCACAAAAGUCUAUUUUUCCCCUAAGAAAAUAUCAGUUCAUAGGUCCUAUACUAUCGGUGUGCGAUCUGAUACCUUGAUAAUCCAUAUGUAUAGAAUUAUUACUUGGAAUUCAUGAAACUAAAUUCAGUGAAACAAAAAAUAUAAGAAAAAGCGAACCUUUAACACAGAGUGAGUUUCACUGUCUGGAUAAUAGAUCGGUAUUACUUAUUCAUUAACCUGUAACUAACAAAUAAUGGUUGAUAAUCACAGCAAGCGCUUUCACUUUUUGGAUUAAAUUCAGUAAAGUAUCUGA
Molecule: messenger RNA, 2299 nt
Organism: Penaeus chinensis
Lineage: Eukaryota; Metazoa; Arthropoda; Malacostraca; Decapoda; Penaeidae
Product: integumentary mucin C.1-like
Exons: 9
Coding region: 1-1044 (347 amino acids)
Source: RefSeq, a predicted model, not a curated record